AUGUCUUCAAGUAGCUUUCCAUCGAUCAGCUCCCUCUUGAACAACUCACCUACCAAGCCGUAUCAACAACUCCCCUCCCAUUCAGAGAUUCAUGCGAAAGAAGAGCAGCGGUCGCCAGGGCCUGCUUCAACCCUCAUGAGCAUACCUUCAGUACACCAGCCAGGUACUCCACGUUUGACUUUUCGGGAGCCAGUCGAGCCUACUGUAAGUGUGGAGAGUUCUCCGAGCUCAAUAGCAGCAUCAGCAAUCAUCACUCCGAACAUUCCACUCACUGCGCUCAUUUAUUUCCAGCUACUUAGCGAAAUCAGCCUCGAUGAUACCGACAUGAAUCUCCAGCAACCGCCGGAUAUAUACUUUGGCGACGAUCCCUUCGACAUGGAUGCUCCGAACGUGGAGGGCAACCUACCUACUCAGAGUCUACCACAUCCGGUGUCGAGUUCGCAGUUUCUCCUAGCAUCUUCUCAAUUUACCUUUAUUGCUUCCCUCGUCAAGAUAUGCACCAGCGCCGCUCUCAAGCACUACCACUCCCUGCUCCCUCCACCCAGCGUCUACAUCAACGUCGAGCAAAACCUCCCGCAACUGCCAUUCUCCACAACCAUAAAACUUCACCCGCAGGAAACCCCUCAGACGGCCUUGCUGUGCGCCGAAGCAGCUGAGGUAGCCCGAGCCGUCGACGCCAAUCUCUCUUUGACCGGUGUCCUGGACCUCAUCAGCCACGCGACUCGUGGCGGCGAUUCGGCAUCUCCGCCAGAGCAGCUGCUUUGCGAGAGCCGGCAUGCUGCUCGCAUGGCGCCCUUGUGGGAGCUGGCCAAUGGACUGUUGGACAAGCUGAGUCGGGUUGCACAAGGCGCCACGCUGCACCCGCUCAUUCUCAACUCUACGCGCCACGCGGCCGAGGCGUUCUGCAGGAAGCUCGACGAUGAAGAAGCGAUGCGACAUGUCCGCUCUGUCAUCCCUGACUUGUGCUUGGAUGUCAUGCUGGCAAAUGGCGAGUGGAUUUGA
Messenger RNA from Endocarpon pusillum Z07020, 1002 nucleotides. RefSeq lists its product as uncharacterized. The record is from RefSeq and is a predicted model, not a curated record. The transcript has a single exon. Bases 1 to 1002 code for a protein of 333 amino acids. Lineage: Eukaryota; Fungi; Ascomycota; Eurotiomycetes; Verrucariales; Verrucariaceae.